Synchiropus splendidus (mandarinfish) is the source of this 752-nucleotide messenger RNA. RefSeq names its product melan-A (gene mlana). Bases 142 to 504 code for a protein of 120 amino acids. Gene Ontology annotation, cellular component: melanosome. The transcript has 5 exons. The record is from RefSeq and is a predicted model, not a curated record. Lineage: Eukaryota; Metazoa; Chordata; Actinopteri; Syngnathiformes; Callionymidae.
CCAUGAGCCUCUAACCCGUGACCGUCAUGCGGGGUUUUGUGCCCCUCUCUGCUCUCCGGUACUCUGAAGCCAAAGAUAUUUGAGCGCCGAGGAGGCAGAGAGAACACGUCGCUCCAGGACCAGUCGUCUGCAGUUUGAUUGAUGCGGUGCAAUAACACAGACGGGAUGCCUCGAGGAGACUUCAACAUCUACUUCGCCAGCAGCAGACGAGGAUCUGUCAGAGCUGAGGAGGCAUUGGGCAUCGUCCUGCUGGUGGUCAUCCUUGCUGCACUUCUCAUCCUGGGCUGCUGGUAUUUCAAGAAGAGGAGCGGCUACAAAUUAAUCAGGAGCCCCAGGUCUGGGUCGCCUCGAUUCACAGGAGGACACUUCUCAGAGGCUGGACCCUCGUCGGAAAACAAAAUGCCUCUCACUGAUUUCGGCAGCUUCCGUUCUGCGAUUCCAAAUGCUCCACCAGCCUACGAGAAGAUCUCAUCAGGACCACUCCCACCACCGUAUUCCCCCUGAAAGAAGACACGCAGACAUCCAAAGAAGACCAACCAGAGACUCCAAACCUGAUUCGUUCCCUGUUGAUGCCUUCACAUUUUAGCCCACACGUAGCCAAAUUAUUUGUCAUGACAUAAGACAAUCCAAUAAAGAAGAUUUUUCACACGCCUAUUUAGAGACAGAUGCAUUGUUUAAUGUCAAGCAAUGAUGCCCACAUUUGUUAAAGAAAAUGUACCUUAACAAAUCUUCCACAUAUAUAUGGUAAAAUA